Molecule: messenger RNA, 1050 nt
Organism: Zymoseptoria tritici IPO323
Lineage: Eukaryota; Fungi; Ascomycota; Dothideomycetes; Mycosphaerellales; Mycosphaerellaceae
Exons: 7
Coding region: 1-1050 (349 amino acids)
Source: RefSeq, a predicted model, not a curated record
AUGGCGCUCUCCACCACGCGCUCGCACGAGACUGUGGUGGUGCAUAAGGAUGAUGCUAUAAGACCUUUUUCAUUGAUCGCGCUACUGCUCUACACUUGUCGCGCUAUGGCGCCGUCCACACCAGGAGCGACUCCCACCCACCGUCCCACCGCCAGACUUUCAUUCAACUGCGUUACGAAGCGUACAAGCACAAAGACUGCCUCCCAGCUUAUCGAUGCCACUCGACCAGUUCAAACAGUGGUCACUCUACUAAUUCGGGAGAUUGUGUGUCAACCGAAACACUACUACCACACUGUAUCCGCGCGCAAUCACCGCCAACACGAUGCAUCAUCUCUCCGUCUGCCCACCACCGCCCUCCACGCCGCCCAUCUGACAAAGCCUGCGCUUUUCUCCGUGAAAACAGACACUUCCUCGCACUUGACCCUGGAGAUCUGUCCAUUAGUGAAGUCCGGCCGGCUGCCACACAUGGCAUCCCAAACAGUUGCAAAGGAGCGCACACUCGAUCUGGACGAGAGCACGCUCCGAGGGACACGGAACGGGCAUAUGGGAUGUGGGGACCGACCCAGCUCGAUUCCCAGCUUUCGACCAUCCCCUCAUCUCGGUCCACGACGUCUCUCACGCCUGCCUAAAUCCGUCGCAGCUACCGCACCGACCGCCUCCAUUCAGACCAGCAAGGGAUUGUUCGGCAUCACUCUCAAGAAUGGCAGCCAGUCCUGGGAACUCGACGAGCUCAUGGAAGGGGAGCAAGCGGCCGAUCCGCCGCACAUUGGCCAGCAUGGCAGCGCCAAACAGGCCACGCGGCAAGGCAAAGCGCACACCGAAGGCCAAGGCGAACGCCACCCCCAAUGCCAAAGUAAAGGCCACGACAGUCAGCACACCCCGCAUCAACUCCCAGCUGGGGAGCGAAGCAGUUUAUCCAAGCCGGCGAAGCCAAAGCGCGGAAAAAAGAGGGCCAAGCCAUCUACGCCAGCCGAGCCCGCUGAUCCGAACCUCGACAGUGACACCGACGCCGACCUCUCAUCAACGAUGGCGCCCAAGCUAGUGGGGUAG